This is a messenger RNA of Rotaria socialis, 2096 nucleotides long. NCBI's taxonomy places the organism in Eukaryota, Metazoa, Rotifera, Eurotatoria, Philodinida, Philodinidae. The record is from the annotation of a GenBank genome assembly.
AUAAUAUAAAGAAUGGUGAAAUUCGUCCAAGUCCUAAUAACAUCAAUGGUUUAUUAAAUACAAGAUUACCACAAACUGCAGAUGAAGCUUGCAAAUUUGUUAAAGCAGCUGAAUAUUAUAGAAAAUUCAUACCAAAAUUUUCUCAAAUAGCAGAACCACUUCGAAAAUUCGUUCCAACUACAAGAACCCAACAAAAGAAAGGACAAAAAACUUUAAUUACAUUAACCAAUGAUGAAUUAAAAGCAUUCGACCAACUUAAACAAAUUCUUACGACAGAUAUGGUAUUACGACUUCCAAAUAACAGAUUCCCUUUUAAAGUACAAACUGGUGCAUCUGAUGAGGGAAUCGGUGCAGUAUUAUUACAAAUCUAUCCAGAAGGAGAUAGACCAAUUGCAUAUCUUUCAAAGAAAUUUACUCAAGCUCAACGUAAAUGGUCUCCUAUAGAACAAGAAUGUUAUGGAUUUAUUUGUGCAUUAGAUAAAUGGCAUAAUUAUUUAAGUGGAAUUAAAUUUGUUUGGGAAACUGAUCACAAAGCAUUAACACAAUUAAAUCAAAAGGCUCAAAUUAAUAAACGAAGUGAACGAUGGAGAUUAAAAAUUUUGGAAUAUGAUUACAAGGUUAAAUAUAUUCCUGGAUUAACAAAUUCUAUGCCUAAUUAUUUAUCAAGAUCUCCAGUUGAUGAUGCUGAAGAAGAUCCCGAUGAAAUUUCACUUCUUAUUUCAAAAUCAACACAAACCAAUUUUUUAGAUAUUAACAAUCAAUCGCCUGUCGUUACCGCUGUUCAAACUCGUGCUAUGAAAUUACGAAAUUCAACUUCGAAGGAAAAAAAUGAUACAACAAUAUUAACAUCAGAUACUCCAGUCGAAGAGAAUCGAAUAAUUCCAUUUUCAAUCGAACAAGUAAUGCAAGCACAGCAAGAUGAUAAUUAUGUAAAAAAUAUUAUUUACAAUAUUAAAAAACAUACAAAAUACUUUAUAAAAAAUAAUAUCUUAAUGCGUCGAUUAAAUCCUCCAGUUCCCUCUGUACCACAAGGUGAACUUCGUCAAACGAUAUUAAAAAUUUAUCAUGAUACCGCAGCAACUGGUGCUCAUUUCGGAAGAGAUAAAACCCUACACAAAAUUAAAACACGUUAUUUUUGGCCUUCCAUGUAUAAAGAUAUUAACAAUUAUAUAAAAUCAUGUGUUCUUUGUGCCCAAUGUAAUCCUCGUCGGCACAAAACUCCUGGUAAAUUACGACCAAAUGAACCUCCAGAUGGAGUAUGGCAAUUAGUAUCUAUGGAUGUUCAUGGUCCUAUUAACCCAGCAUCUCGUCGGGGAAACAAAUUUAUUAUAUCUUUUACUGAUAUCUUAUCAAAAUUUAUGGUUACAAAAGCAGUACGUGAUAAUACUGCUCAAACAGCUGUUAAAUUUCUUAAAGAAGAUAUUAUCUCAAAAUUCGGUACACCUAAUUGUAUAUUAACGGACAAUGGUACACAUUUUGCAUCAUCUAUGAUGAACGAAUUAAUAAAAGAAAUUGGAUCAACACAUUUAUACUCAACGCCAUAUCAUCAUCAAACUAAUGGACAAGUUGAAAGAUAUAAUUCAACAAUGGAUUCAAAAAUUGCAGCUUUAUCAAAUUUGCGAAAAAUCGAUUGGGAUGAUCAAUUACCAUUCGUAACAUUCAAUUACAAUACAUCAAUUCAUUCUUCGACCAAACAAGUCCCGUUUGAAAUGAUGUAUGGUCGAAUACCUAUAUUACCAAUCGAUUAUCAAGAAGAUAAUGUUACAAUUUCAUAUGAUGAUGAACAUAUCAAGAAACUUAAUCAGUUCUUACAAAAAUUAAAUGAACAAGCCAAAAUUAACAUUAUUAAAAAUCAAGAACGAUAUAAACAACGUUAUGAUACAAAUCGUUCUGAUCCAGCUUAUGAUAUCGGUGAUCUUGUCCUCAUUAAAACAAACAACACCCGUUACAAAUUUGACAUUCGUUAUGAAGGGCCAUACAGAAUUACUAAAAAAUUUACACCAAAAACAUUUAUUAUUCAACACAUCAAGAAACCAACUUUAUAUCGUCAGGUUACAACUGAUGUGUUAUUACCAAUUUUUCAACGAACUUAUUAA